CCCAAUAGGAUUUGGCGGGAUUUCCGAAAGCGGCAGAUGGAGUGGACGCUGCCGCCUGAGACCGAGGCCUGAAGACAGUUGAGACGCCCUCCAGGAGCGCAGUUAGGAGCUGAAACUCGCCUGGGUUACGUGCAGAAGGCCGGAGCAAGGGCAUAGAGAAGUGGGGCGCAGGAAAGGGGGUCUGCAGUCCGUCCGGGGUCGGCCGCGCGCGGGUCCGGCGGACUGUAGUCGGAGCGUGCAGCCCGCCGGGGCGAGUUACGCUGCAGGCGGAGCUCUGUACUUUCUCUAGUGUUCUUCCUGAUGGCCAUCUGUACUUUUCAGUAUUGAGCCCUAACUAAUGGCUAUGCAGAUGCAGCUUGAAGCAAAUGCAGAUACUUCAGUGGAAGAAGAGAGCUUUGGCCCACAACCUAUUUCUCGAUUAGAGCAAUGUGGCAUAAAUGCCAAUGAUGUGAAGAAAUUGGAAGAAGCUGGAUUCCAUACUGUGGAGGCUGUUGCCUAUGCACCAAAGAAGGAACUAAUAAAUAUUAAGGGGAUUAGUGAAGCCAAAGCUGAUAAAAUUCUGACUGAGGCAGCUAAAUUAGUUCCAAUGGGUUUCACCACUGCAACUGAGUUCCACCAAAGGCGGUCUGAGAUCAUACAGAUUACUACCGGCUCCAAAGAGCUUGACAAACUACUUCAAGGAGGAAUUGAGACUGGAUCCAUCACAGAGAUGUUUGGAGAAUUCCGAACUGGGAAGACCCAGAUCUGUCAUACGUUGGCUGUAACAUGCCAGCUUCCCAUUGACCGAGGUGGAGGUGAAGGAAAGGCCAUGUACAUUGACACCGAGGGUACCUUUAGGCCAGAACGGCUGCUAGCAGUGGCUGAGAGAUAUGGCCUCUCUGGCAGUGAUGUCCUGGAUAAUGUAGCAUAUGCUCGAGGGUUCAACACAGACCACCAGACCCAGCUCCUUUAUCAAGCAUCAGCCAUGAUGGUAGAGUCCAGGUAUGCACUGCUAAUUGUAGACAGUGCCACCGCCCUCUACAGAACAGACUAUUCGGGUCGAGGUGAGCUUUCAGCCAGGCAGAUGCACUUGGCCAGGUUUCUGCGGAUGCUUCUGCGACUUGCUGAUGAGUUUGGUGUAGCCGUGGUAAUCACCAACCAGGUGGUGGCCCAAGUGGAUGGAGCGGCCAUGUUUGCUGCAGAUCCUAAAAAACCUAUUGGAGGAAAUAUCAUUGCUCAUGCCUCAACAACAAGACUGUACCUGAGAAAAGGAAGAGGGGAAACCAGAAUCUGCAAAAUCUAUGACUCUCCUUGUCUUCCUGAAGCUGAAGCUAUGUUUGCCAUCAAUGCGGAUGGAGUAGGAGAUGCCAAGGACUGAAUCGUUUUUUUUCCUGUGAUAAACCUUAAGUGCUGCAGUCUAAUGGAGAGGACUGCUCCCUGGGUUCUUCACAGGCCUCUUCCUGUUGUGACUGCCAGGAAAAGGCUUCCAGGAAAACAGCUAUUAUAUCGGCUUUUCUUAUGGUGUAAACACGAGACAGGUCAGUAGUCACAAGCUGAUCUGAAAUGUUUAUUCCUUCUAGAGUAUAUUAAUCUCUAUGUGAAUUCUUUGGUUUGGGGGUGUAGGUAUGAAGUACCUUUGACAUCAUAGUGCCUUGGGGUUGACUCAGGACUAACUGCUAUUGGCCAAUCUUAUGUCUCUAAGAACUAACUAAAACUGGAGAGACCUGACUUCUCUCGCUGUCUGAAUAAUGUUGGGGAAAAAAAUGUCUGAGCUAUGUGGCAAAGGGAGUGGGUCUCCUCACAGGUUUUUUUUUUCUCUGUCAGUCAGUCAAGUAAAACUCUUAAAUCAGAAGCAGGUAAAGUUUGUGUGUCUGAGUUAGCUUAUAUAAGAAUGUUUUUUUAGAUAAGGGGUAUUGAGUAGGCCUGCUGGGCUACCAGCCCUUCACCAUCUACUCUUUUUUAAUGCUAAGAGCAAUUCAAGAUAGUUCUGGAAUCUUAAACAUUUCAGAAGCUCUUCAAGUAAGUAGAUUCAAUGUGGGACUGCUAAUAAAGUAGUUAUUUGUAGUGAAUGUGCUGUUUAUAGGAGUUAUUCUGGUACAAGCUGAAUAUUUCAGGAUAGGGCCUUCAUAAUAUAGUUUUGGCUCUGGGUAGGGUGAUCAGUUUCUAUUGCUUUAAAAUUGAAAAUUUAAAAGGGAAGUCCCACAUUCAGAUGAUUCAUUUUAUACUCCUUUAACCUAAUAGAAGAUCUCACAAGAUGGCUACACCAUGGCUUUCCUGUGGCCUUUGUUUUUAUUCUUUAAGAAGUUUUGUAUUGUAUAGGGCUGGUUCUUGCCCAGAUUAUUCUACUUCAGGGGUUUGAGAUACUCCUUCCUCUUCAGACUUCUACUCAGGAUGGGUUCUAACCAACUCCUCCAAUUUCAAAGGGCCUCUCGGCUAGUAUUAGGAGGAGAGGCAGUGCAACUCUGCUGUUGCCUGUGUUGAUCCUACUAUAUAUAGGGAGAUAGGAAGACACAAUUUAAUGCAACUUUGUUUUAAAAAGUUCUGUUCCCUGACUUGAUAGAACAGAGUACCUCCUAGGCCUUCUUUCAUUUCUACAUUACAGAACAAACCUGGGAUGAAAUAAUAAAGCCACAGUAACAGAUUCUGGAAUGGAAGCUUGGUUCUUAAAUAAAAGCACCUCCAUCUUUUAGUCCUAUAAAGUAUUUCAGUGACCUUGACCUAAAAACUUGUCUCAAUUUUUCUUGGAGGGAGGAUUUUCUUUUCAGAUGGGAUUACGCUUUGUGCUAUUGGGAACACCUGCUUAGUUGGACUAGGCCUUGUUAGGCUAAAAGUAAGCUCUUCUUGUGUUUUACAUUUAACUAAAAUUUUCUCUGGAAGUAUUAUUAACCAGAGAGCUUAUUCUAAACUAUGUGGUACUGUUUUUCUACUUGUCUGCAAUAGCCUCAUAGUAGAAAACAGCUAUGGAAGUGUCAAGCAAGAAUAAGGAGCUGAUAACAAAUAAACAUAGAAAGGGGAUUAUAAUCACGUCU
Messenger RNA from Balaenoptera acutorostrata (minke whale), 3008 nucleotides. It is a transcript of the gene RAD51, whose product is annotated as RAD51 recombinase. Gene Ontology annotation, molecular function: ATP-dependent DNA damage sensor activity; double-stranded DNA binding; ATP hydrolysis activity. Gene Ontology annotation, biological process: mitotic recombination; DNA recombinase assembly; DNA strand invasion. The coding region runs from base 338 to 1357 and encodes 339 amino acids. The record is from RefSeq and is a predicted model, not a curated record. Gene Ontology annotation, cellular component: condensed nuclear chromosome. NCBI's taxonomy places the organism in Eukaryota, Metazoa, Chordata, Mammalia, Artiodactyla, Balaenopteridae. The transcript has 10 exons.